UCGAAGCGGACUGCUCAGCGCUCGCCGGCGCUCCUCGGAUCAAACCCUUCGACCAUCAGUCGCACAGCCCGAGUCCGAUAAACCCUCGGAGUUUCCAACGUUCCAACCCCCACCCUCUCUCGGUAUCAUCGAUCCCUUCCUCGCUCCUUAUCCCUUUCCUCUUCGCUUCUCCCAAUUUAACUCUCAAUCCCUCCCCUGGGAAACCCAUCUCGUGCUCCCCUCUAAUCCUUCGAUACCUCUCUUCGUCAUCCCCCGACAGGAUUUGAUCCGAAGAUGGACUCCAUUAUCGCUUGCAAGUCGGCCUGCUCGCCUCCUGGGUUAGUCAUCAGACCAGCCAGAGGAAUUAGGAGCUCACAAUGUACCUUUGUAGUGCGAGAUGCUCCGAACUUUCACAAGAUAAGCUUUUUUCCAAGGCAAAGAGCUGCUUGUGCAAACCGGAAAUCAAAGGGAAGCGGAGGAGCUCUGAAUGCAACUUGCCGUGAUGAGAAGAUUCUCGUGGCAAAUAGAGGAGAAAUUGGAGUCAGGGUGAUUCGAACUGCACAUGAGAUGGGGAUUCCCUGUGUUGCUGUGCACUCCACAAUAGAUCAGGAUGCUCUUCAUGUGCGACUCGCAGAUGAGGCAGUGUGCAUUGGUGAAGCAGCUAGCAGCCAAUCGUACUUAUUCAUUCCGAAUGUUUUAUCUGCUGCUGUUAGCCGGGGGUGCACUAUGUUGCAUCCUGGGUAUGGUUUCCUAGCUGAGAAUGCUGGCUUUGUUGAUAUAUGCAAAGAGCAUGGAAUCAACUUUAUCGGGCCAAAUCCUGAUAGCAUUCGAGUCAUGGGUGAUAAAUCUACAGCCAGAGAAACAAUGAAGAAAGCAGGCGUCCCGACUGUACCCGGAAGUGAUGGAUUGUUACAGUCCACUGAGGAGGCUGUCAAGCUUGCACAUGAAAUUGGUUUCCCUGUGAUGAUUAAGGCAACUGCUGGUGGUGGAGGGCGUGGAAUGCGUCUAGCUCACAAACCUGAAGAGUUUGUAAAGUUGCUCCAGCAAGCUAAGAGCGAGGCAGCAGCAGCAUUUGGAAAUGAUGGGGUUUACCUGGAAAAAUACAUCCAGAAUCCAAGGCACAUUGAGUUCCAGGUUCUUGCAGACAAGUAUGGGAAUGUUGUUCAUUUUGGUGAGCGUGAUUGCAGUAUACAGAGAAGGAAUCAGAAGCUCCUAGAAGAAGCACCAUCCCCUGCAUUGACCCCUGAGCUACGGAAAGCUAUGGGUGAUGCAGCUGUAGCAGCUGCUGCAUCUAUAGGUUACAUUGGUGUUGGAACUGUGGAAUUUCUCUUGGAUGAAAGAGGUUCCUUCUACUUCAUGGAAAUGAACACCAGGAUCCAGGUAGAGCACCCUGUCACUGAAAUGAUUUCCUCAACCGACUUGAUUGAAGAACAGGUUCGAGUUGCUCUUGGAGAGAGGCUGACAUACAAGCAGGAAGACAUUGUUCUUAGAGGACAUUCAAUUGAAUGCCGGAUUAAUGCAGAAGACGCCUUCAAAGGAUUUCGUCCAGGGCCUGGAAAGAUUACAUCAUACUUGCCCUCUGGAGGUCCAUUUGUGAGAAUAGAUAGUCAUGUUUAUCCAGGCUAUGUGGUUCCCCCAAGCUAUGACUCCUUGCUAGGAAAGCUUAUUGUGUGGGCACCAACCAGGGAAAAAGCAAUAGAACGAAUGAAAAGAGCUCUUGAUGACACGAUAAUAACAGGAAUUCCUACAACCAUUGAAUACCAUAAGUUAAUUCUUGAUAUUGAGGACUUUAGAAAUGGAAAGGUAGAUACUGCCUUCAUACCUAAGCAUGAGAAGGAUUUGGCUGCACCCCAGAAACUAGUGCUGUCGACAUCAGAGAAAGAGCUAUCUGGGGUGGGUGCCUAAACAUUAUAUUGUGUGCUUCAGUUCCUUGCAGUCCCUACAGCAUUUCAAUCUAUACACCGUUCAUUGCUUACCAGCAGAAGAUUUUGACUCGAGAAUAACGAUAGCCUAGGCCAAUUUCUCUCUCUCUCUCUCUCUCUCUCUCGCUCUCUCUCUCUCUCUUUUAAUUAUCUUAAAUAUUUGUUUCAGUUUGUCCAGGCAGUGAAGACUGACUGGAAAUUGUUUGAGUGAGAAGCAUAGCUUCUGCCAUGGAAUUAAACUUGUAGUAUGAUUAUUGUAAGUCACGACCUAACUGAAGGUUACGUAGUUUAGAGAUGUGUGGCUGCUCAAUCUUGAAGUCCAAUAUAUAGUAGUUUCAAUUCUAAUAUUACUUAAUGGCUAAAGCUUCCAUUGGAAGCAUUGGAGAUGA
Molecule: messenger RNA, 2290 nt
Organism: Phoenix dactylifera (date palm)
Lineage: Eukaryota; Viridiplantae; Streptophyta; Magnoliopsida; Arecales; Arecaceae
Product: biotin carboxylase 2, chloroplastic-like
Molecular function (GO): ATP binding; ligase activity; metal ion binding
Source: RefSeq, a predicted model, not a curated record